GUUUCGCGUGCUCGCGUUCGUGAUCGCGUUCGUGCUCUUUCUCGCGCUGCUGGCAUCGGUCGAAGCAGAAGAGGACAUCGUUCGAAGGUGACCGAGUGAGCAGAGCCUGACCAUCAAAGCGAUUUCUCUCGGGUCCGGAGCGUUUGACUUCCAAGGCGUUUGAAGCGCUCCCAUGGCUGAUAAUGGCGAUCACGGGGGCCCAAACAAGACCGAGGACAAGGAAAGCCCGCUACGCUUCCUCGCUCCCGCAAUGAAGCCGGAGAAGCAGGGGAAAGCCGCGCUGCCCAACUUGGCGGAGGGGACGCCUGCCUUGGAGCCUCCACGCCAGUCCUCGGACAUUCCGACGAUCGAGAACUCGGCGCCGGCCCCGCUGCCUCCGACCGAAGGCGACCGCCCCUCGAUGAACGCGGGCCAGGAUAAGCCCGCCCUGCGUCAACUGCUUCCCGUACAGAAACGCGACGACAAAUCGUUGGCCGCUUCGGCGACUCCCAAGGACACUGCUCCUGCGGCAGCUGCCCCUCCUGCGCCCGACGAGAAGGCCACAACGAAAAAGAAGGAGGAGGGCUCUCCACGGCCGUCGAAAAGCGAGAAGGGCGCACAAGGCUCCGUAAAGGGCGACAAGGGAAUGCAGGGGUCAACUAAAAGCUCGAGCGUCAAGGAGAAUCAGGCCAUGGCCAAGCAGGAUAAGGACUGGAUGGAGGAAACUUUCGGCGGUGUGUCGUUCCCUGACCCCGAGCCGGAGCCGCAGGCGGCACCACCACCAGGCCUCACGCCCGAUGAGUGGAACCUGCUCGCCAUCGUACUAGCGGUUUUUGUGCUGCUGGUUCUCGUGCUGCUGGUAAUCGUGAUGGUCCUCGAAGGCUCCUGGGCACGGACGGGGGCCUGCCACUCUGAACACUGCAAGCACGUCGCCAAGCUGCUACUAGAUAGCGUCUCGCCAGACGUGAAUCCCUGCGACAACUUCUACCAGCGCGUCUGCGGAAGGUGGAAGUACGCGGGGAGCCAAGGCGACGUGUUGUUCGACAAACUUAUCGGGGACGUCACCGAUCUCGUCCGGACGAUGGACGUGCCUCCCACAGGACAGUCGCCGGCACAGAAGGCCGCGCUGGCCUACCGGACGUGCGAAGACAUCGUCGCCAAGAACAACACCAACCUCACCACCCUCGUACAGAUCCUCGAGGAGGCCGGACUGUACGCGCCACCCGGUUGGAAGGGGCCCGUCGACGCUCUGAACGCGACGUUCUUCCUGCAUUUCAAGUGGCGCAUUGCCGCUCCAUUAAAGUUCACGUAUGUCCGCCCCGCGCACCGAGGGAUCACAUUGCGGAUGGCACCCAGCGAGUCACUGAAGGCGUACGCCCGCAGGAGGCUGGAACCUGGCUUUUACGACGCGCUCAGAAACGAUUACGAGGUGUUUCACACGACGUUCGAGCCCAACAAGCUUCCCAACGUGACGUACGACGACUGGAAGAAGAUGGACGAGAACGUCGUUACGGAUUCGAUGAGCAUUUUGAACACACUGGACUCUACGAACGACUUCGCCGGUUGGAACGAGAAUAGCAUUCAGGACGCGAUUCGAGGCGUCUCACAGCGACAGUGGACGAGCAUUCUCGACAUGUACUUCAACCGCAGUAACUCCCUCAGGUUUUACGUAGACUCUGUCUUCCUGUUUAAGAAAUUCAUGCAACUUCCUAAUCAAUUUGGCGCUAUGGAAGCGCAAGGCUAUUUUAGGUGGUACAUGGUAGAAAUCCUGACGAGGAGAGUGUAUGCGCCCUGGAUAAUCAGGGAGUUCCCAACGUACCAGGACGCGAUGAAAUACCAGCACCGCUUCUGCUACGCCAUAUUAAAGCAAACGGCCAGCUACGCGUUUUUAGCGCCGUACGUCUCGAAGGUGUUCACCGCAGAUGUGAAGCACGACAUAAGACAGCUAUUGCAAACGGUGCGCGAAUCUUACAACCACUUGUUCGCCAAGGGCGACCAGCUACGCUCCAACGUCAAGAGGCUGCGCAGCUACGCUAACGAUACGGGACACGUUUUCGACCUCCUGUCACUCUCGCAGGAAAGGUCACUCGAAGAGAACUACGCCACAUACGAGGACAUGACAUCGGAUCCGCUGCUGAACUGGAAGCGACUCAUGGUCGGCCGGAGCACCUCCCUCUGGAAUCACGUGUCAAUGGAAACGGCCGGCGUUCUUCCAUCGGACCUGCUAUAUUACCGAAUCGAUGGCGUGUCCAACGACAUCAUCCUUCGGCCAGACGUGGCCGUCUUGCCGGCAUACGACAGCCGCGCGCCCCUGCUGCUCAAGCUCGCGAGCCUGGGUUCACUCAUGGCGUCUGCCAUGGCCAAGGUUCUGUGCGUGACGCUGGAAAACACGGCGCGGUGGCGCAAAGCCGCUGACUGCAUUUUCAGCCUGCGGGAGCCCAGUAAUGACACGGAGUCAGGCGGCAAGAUGGUCAUUCUUCAGCGCGUCAUUGCCCUAGCGGUCACCGUCUCUGCGGCCAUGACAGCGACCAAAGGCGACAAGCCAUUGACCAUCCCUGGCGUGCCCGACCUUUCUGGCAUGCAGCUCCUCUACGUUGUUUGGUGCUAUCAACAGUGCGGUGAGAGAGAAGGCGGGCGUUUAUGCAACGAACCUCUCAAGGAAAUCGGUGUGUUUGCGGAUGCUUUUCGGUGCGGCGCUAACGCAACGAUGAAAAGAGCGAAUACGUGCACUGCGAAAUGGUUUAACACGCAAUUGCAAUCUACCACUAUGCCAGAAGACAGCGCGCAGUCGGAAAACGUCACGCAGUUGGGCAAUACAACGCAGGCACGAAAUACUUUGCCGUAGCGAUAUACGUUAUUUUUAUAGUAAAGUGGUGUCGAUUGUGUU
This is a messenger RNA of Dermacentor albipictus, 2866 nucleotides long. RefSeq names its product neprilysin-1-like. NCBI's taxonomy places the organism in Eukaryota, Metazoa, Arthropoda, Arachnida, Ixodida, Ixodidae. Gene Ontology annotation, biological process: protein processing. Gene Ontology annotation, cellular component: plasma membrane. The record is from RefSeq and is a predicted model, not a curated record. Gene Ontology annotation, molecular function: metalloendopeptidase activity.